This is a messenger RNA of Macrobrachium nipponense, 1518 nucleotides long. Its product is annotated as RNA-binding motif protein, X-linked 2-like. Bases 1 to 1302 code for a protein of 433 amino acids. The record is from RefSeq and is a predicted model, not a curated record. The transcript is spliced from 5 exons. Gene Ontology annotation, molecular function: RNA binding. Lineage: Eukaryota; Metazoa; Arthropoda; Malacostraca; Decapoda; Palaemonidae. Gene Ontology annotation, biological process: mRNA splicing, via spliceosome. Gene Ontology annotation, cellular component: U2 snRNP; precatalytic spliceosome; catalytic step 2 spliceosome.
AUGGUGGACAAGCGAAGAGCUGAAGACAAUGAUCGACUUGUCCACCAGGCAGUUGCUAAGACUUCAGGGCCGUCUCGUGCAACUGUGGCUAGGCCUUCGAGCCAAGCUAGCUCUUCCUCCGCCUCCAAGAAGACUCCUCCUUUUAAAGAGGGGCCAAGGAAAGACUUGGCCCUCUUCUUUCGCAUUGAAAGGGGACCAACAACACCCCUUUCAGGCCCCCUUCCCUUGGGGGAAGGGAGGAAUGUCAAGAAUAUACAGAAGCUUAGUCAAAAGGAAUUGGAGCUUGGAGUCAGUCUGAAACAUUCUUGGCAUCAGCAGUACCGUGACAGUGCUUGGGUGUUUAUUGGAGGCUUGAACUAUGAUCUUACGGAAGGGGACAUUAUCUGUGUCUUUUCACAGUAUGGAGAGAUUGUUAAUGUCAACCUUGUGCGGGAUAAAAAGACAGGGAAAAGCAAGGGCUUUGCUUUCUUGUGUUAUGAGGAUCAGAGGUCCACAAUCCUGGCAGUUGAUAACUUGAAUAGUAUCAAACUGGUGGGCCGCAUCAUAAGGGUUGAUCAUGUGGAGGAAUACAAAGUUCCUAAAAUGUCUGAGAAUAUGUCAAUGGAACAACAGCAGUUAAUUUUAGAAGGAUGUGCUCCACAAACUGCACCAGUAAAUGCAGUUGAAGCUUCACCAUCCUCAUUUGAAAGAACUAUCAACACAGAAAAGGUAAAAAGUCACAAGGUCAAGAAAGAAAAAUCAAAGAAGAGACAAAAGAGGCAAGAAUCAUUCUCUUCAGAUAACAGUUCACUCUCAUCAUCAUCAUCAUCAAAUGAGGAUUCAGAUAGUGAUUCGUAUAAGAAGCAAAAGAAAAAACAUAAGAGCAGAAGGGAUUCUUCUUCUGGGGACAGUGAUAGCAUUCAUAGAGCUGAAAGAAAGAAAAAGAGGAAACACAAGGCAAAAUUCUUUACUCAUGACAAUAAUGCUAUUAAAAUAAAAGAAGAGAAAAAGGAUCUAGGUUAUGAAAAAUAUGAAUCAACUUCUUAUGGCCAUGCAAAUCAAAAUUUUACUGAUAGGAAAAGAUAUCAUGAUAAAGGGGAGCAUGGUGUGAACAGAAGUAAUUUUGAAAGAGAUUUUUCAAAUUACAGUUAUAAACGCAACAGUGAAAGAUCUAAAGGACAGACGUAUGGGAAUAGUAGGAAGCCAAAGGAGUUCCAAAGUAGAGAUGAAUAUCACAAAGAUAGAAAAAGUAGAUAUUAUGAUGACCACAAACGAGACAAGGAACAAAGUAAGAGCAGAGAACAAUACAGAAAUCAUUAUUGAACUUGCUUUAAGUUAUUUUGUGACACAUAUUUUAUAAAAUAUGAGUUUUCUUAGAAAAGUCAUUGUGAUAAAAGUAUUACAAGCAGUACUGUACUGCAUUUAUUUGAUGUUUAAUUCCCAUAGGGAGAUGACUUGUCUCAAAUUAGACUCAUGUAUUUGCAAAUACAGUAAAGUAAUUUUAAUAUAUCAGUACUUUUUACUGCAAACGUGUGUUUU